GAUUUCAAGUUAGUAUUCCAUAUAGAAGAUUUAAAAAUGAAUUUAUUUUUCGUAAAUGUAUUUUUUAUUGUUGGUUUAAUUCAGCUAUCUGUUGGUAGUGGUAAUAAAAACACUUAUCGUGCCGCUGUAGUUGAAUAUUCACCAGAUAUACCAUUCUCGGAUGAUAUUAAGAUUAUUUAUAGAAAAAGUGUUGCUGAUUAUAAACAUUUUAUACAAGAAGCUGCUAAACAGAAUGUCGAUAUAAUUGUAUUUCCCGAAGAUGGUCUAUCAACAUUAAAUGUGCCAGCAAAACGAAAUAAAAUACAUUCAUUCGCAACAAAAAUUCCUAAUCCUAACGACAAAAUAUCACCAUGUAAUACACCAGGUUUUUCUGAGCAUUUAACAAACUUAUCUUGUGAAGCUUCCGCUAAUAAAAUUUACGUUGUCGUCAACUUGAUUGAGUACGUAAAUUGUCAGGGCGAAGAUGGAUGUCCUUGCGAUAAUAGUUUUUACUUUAAUACAAAUUUGGUCUUUGAUAGAAAUGGGGUCGUGAUAGCAAGAUAUCGAAAAUACAACUUAUUUGUUGAACCUGGCUUUGAUGUUACAAAACAACCAGAGAUAGUAACAUUUACGACCGAUUUCGGUGUAACAUUUGGAAUGUUUAUCUGUUUUGAUAUCCUGUUUAAAGAGCCUGCGAUAACUUUGGUUAAAGAUAAACAAGUACACGAUAUUAUUUAUUCAACGGCAUGGUUUUCGGAACUUCCAUUUUUAACAGCUAUACAAACUCAAGCUGGUUGGGCAUAUGGAAACGAUGUUACCGUUCUUGCAUCUGGCUAUGAUAAUCCAAAUCAACGUAAUGUUGGAAGUGGAAUAUAUGUGGGAAGAGCUGGAAGUAUUAUUGAAUAUUUUCCAUUGCAACGUAAUAAUAGAUUAUUAGUAGCCAAUGUGCCUAAAUAUCCAUUUAAAAAUACUGAUCAAGACAUCCGAAAAAAUUCUAUCCAAAUAACAGAAAAUGAUGAUAGUCAAGAUGACUUAGUUCUAUUCCAAGAAGAUCUCAGCGGAUAUACGAGUGAAAUUUUAACUGACACAUAUGAAAAUAAGUUGUGUAAUAAUGACCUCUGUUGUAAUUUCGAAAUAAAAAGUACUCCUCUCAAAGAAGCGUCGUACGUUUACAGGGCUGUAGUAUUCAGUGGUCAACGAAACUACGCUCACAUUGUACAAGCUGGUACACAAGUUUGUGGUAUCGUAAGUUGUUUAAAGGAUACAAUUGAAUCGUGUGGCAUACGAAAUAAAACAUUUGAGACAGGUCGAGAGUUCCACAGUAUUAAAAUUUCGGGAAAUUUUCAUCAAAAUGAAAAUAAUGUUCAAUGGCCAUCAACUGUAAAUACUCAUUUUCUACCCUUGGAUCCAUUAAUGUUUACAUAUGAAAAUAAAAAUAAAAAUAUCGAAUUAAGCUUAAAUGAUGAUAUCCGAUUGGAUAAUUUAUUUACAUUUGCGAUUUAUGGAAGAGAUUAUUCCCAUGAUCAACACAUUCCUCAAACUAAUCAUGCAGAACAAUGUAACGGAAUCUGGACGAAAAGCAAAAUAAUGUUUAUCUUUUCAGUAUAUUUUUUUUAUUUUAGCUACGAUUCGAUCAACAUUUGAUCUUCAUCAGGCAUCAUAAAAAGUACCUCACAAUAAACAUUAAAUUAUUAUUUAUUUUAUA
Chrysoperla carnea is the source of this 1684-nucleotide messenger RNA. RefSeq names its product vanin-like protein 1. The record is from RefSeq and is a predicted model, not a curated record. Gene Ontology annotation, molecular function: hydrolase activity, acting on carbon-nitrogen (but not peptide) bonds, in linear amides. NCBI's taxonomy places the organism in Eukaryota, Metazoa, Arthropoda, Insecta, Neuroptera, Chrysopidae. The coding region runs from base 37 to 1623 and encodes 528 amino acids. The transcript has 9 exons.